GUGCUCUCAGCUUCAUCUUUCUCAUCACAGUAGACAACCGUCAUUCUACCAUCCUUUUAUUUUUUUUAUUCUAUUUCACAAACCAUCCUCUUCUCACAAGGACAACUUUACGCAGACACAGUUAUCAAUGGGCGCAUGGACUGUUCUCCAGGAGAGGCAAGCAAUGCUUCUCGAUCCAGCUAUUAGGGACUGGGUCUUGUUGCCUAUUAUGUUGGUGAUGGUUCUCGUUGGUGUUGUUCGUCAUCAAGUCACCGUCCUCUUGAACGGGCCUCCUAGGAAAGCCGACCUCAAGUCUGCUCGUGAAACUAAGGGCCUUCAGAGAGGCAGUAUCCUUCGUGCGCACGGAAAUCACUUGCCCGAGUACGCAUUCGAGGCACGUAAGGCUUACUUGACAGAGGCCUUCGAGAAGGGCACAUAUUUGAAGGAUCCAAAAGCAGGAAACAAACCCAAGGGCAAUGUGAUGCAGGAUCCAGCCUAUGUUGAGACUAUGAUGGAUGGCAUGAAGAAGAACAUGAUGAACAUUGUUCCUCAGACCGUGAUUAUGGGCUGGAUCAACUUUUUCUUUUCAGGAUUUGUUUUGAUCAAGUUGCCGUUCCCACUGACAAUCCGCUUCAAGAGCAUGUUACAGCGCGGAAUUGAGACACAAGAUAUGGAUGUCAGUUGGGUAUCAUCUCUUUCUUGGUACUUCCUUAACUUGUUCGGUCUUCAGAGUGUCUUUACUCUUAUCCUUGGUAGUGGACAUGCUGCGGAUGCCAUGCGUGAUAUGCAAGCAAUGUCAACCAUGGGCAUGGGUCCCGCUGCUGGUCCUCAGAUGAGUCCAACGGGUCAACCCCAGGAUAUGCACAAGAUCUUCUUGAGUGAGAAGGAAAACAUCGAGUUGACAGAGCAUGAGUGGGGACUGAAUAAUGUUGAGACCCGUUUGUUGGUCAAGUAUGGAAAGCUCCCCCGUUCUAUCCUAGUGGAUCAGAAGAAGGCAAAAGCUGCUGCUACAAGUGUCAGUGGCCCAUCAACGUCAUCCUUAUCAUCUUCAUCACCGGCAGCCGUUGCAGCAGCAGCGGCCGCUGCGGGAGGAAAAAAGAAGGGAAGAAGACAAGCUUAAAGAUACUGCUGGAGAAUGGAUUAAAAAACAAGAAAAAAAAAAAAAUGACGAC
Messenger RNA from Lobosporangium transversale, 1151 nucleotides. Its product is annotated as integral membrane protein DUF106-domain-containing protein. Bases 128 to 1099 code for a protein of 323 amino acids. Gene Ontology annotation, biological process: protein folding in endoplasmic reticulum. The transcript is spliced from 6 exons. The record is from RefSeq and is a predicted model, not a curated record. Gene Ontology annotation, cellular component: membrane; EMC complex. Lineage: Eukaryota; Fungi; Mortierellomycota; Mortierellomycetes; Mortierellales; Mortierellaceae.